AUGGUGCGCGCGUUCCUGGGCCUCGCGCUGGUCGUCGCGCGCCUCGCGGCGGCCUACCCGCGGACCUGCGCGACGGCGCGGACCCGGGGCCUGAGCUGCGCGGACCACAACGUGACGACGCGCGACGGCUACGUCCUCGAGACGCACACGGUCUGGAACGCGCGCGUCGCGUCGCCCGCCCGCGUCGUCGUGCUCCAGCACGGGCUCAUCGAUUCGUCGGAGACCUGGGUCGCCAACUACGGCGGCGAGAGCCUCGCCCGCCAGCUCGCGGACGACGGCUGGCUGGUCUACCUCGCGAACUCGCGCGGCCGCCCGCCGUACCGCCACGCGACGCUCGGCCCCGACGACGCCGCGUUCUGGGCCUUCUCCUGGGACGAGAUGGCGGCGCUGGAC
Aureococcus anophagefferens is the source of this 393-nucleotide messenger RNA. RefSeq lists its product as hypothetical. The record is from RefSeq and is a predicted model, not a curated record. NCBI's taxonomy places the organism in Eukaryota, Pelagophyceae, Pelagomonadales, Pelagomonadaceae. Gene Ontology annotation, biological process: lipid metabolic process. The annotation marks the transcript as partial. The transcript has a single exon.